AUGGCCAGUUUCACAUCGCAAAAUGCGACAAUUACGGCACCAACGCAAGUCACUUCUCAUCCUGCCGACCCGUCCAAACCCUCCUUCUUAGAACUGCCUGCCGAAAUACGAAACGCCGUUUACGAGCUGCUUUUCGAGAAUGAUGGUCCCGUCUUCUUACACAACGCUGACGCAUUCUUUCCACGAGCCCCGGACCUAGACGACUACGACGAUGAUGGGGGGCCACGCUGUCUGUGCGAAUCCUGUCGAUAUGAAGGCAUCUCGCAUUACGAACGCGACCGUUCAGCAUGGGCAGCAGCUAUGGACAACGACGCGAAGGAUCUGAAGUUUUUGAAAGCACAUUUUGCCCACGGCCUUUCGGAUGGGCUCGGCAUGCUCACAUCUUGUCGCCAGAUUUGUUCCGAGGCAGUUGGAGUGCUCUACGGGCACAACACGUUCGCUUUCACUCGACGCACCGACAGACACGAUAUCAACUAUCUUACAAACGAAUAUCGUGCAUGGUUUGAACCAAUCUUUUACAAUAACGAAAGAUACAACCAACUGAACUACUCUGCUCGAUGGAUGGAUUCUAUUGGAGAUAACUACCGCUUCCUGCGCAAGGUGGUCAUCGACACGGAUGCCAUGUGCCCAUCCCAUUGCCGGUGGGCGGCCGAUUUCGAUGUCCUCCCCCUCCUUCGCAUCAUGUGGGCGCAUCCGGAAGCCAAAUGCGAGAUAGUCUUUGAGUCUACAGGAAGAGCGCUUUCUGCGCAUAUUCAUGGUGCAAGUGACCCUACAGCGGUCCCCGAAGAUCUCAACACUCUUUUACAUACUCUCGGGAAAGAAGAUAUGCUUGGACUAAGGCAUGUUUCGCGAUCGUUAAAGAGUGUCGUGAUUGAAUUUAAACAAGUGGGAAGAUCGCGAUCUGAAUGGCACUUCGUCAAGUACAAACGCUCGGGGCUGAGGUUCUUCACUGUUCUGAGUAAAGGAGCAGAAGUCUCCUGGAACCCAACGAAGCCGAUAAAAUCCCGCGCAGACCUGCCUAGAUCGAUUCGACAGAUCAUCGCUCGAUAUGUAGCACUUGGGCCCGAAGGCAUCGUCGUGGAUCUGACUGCGCAAGCUACCCACGGACUUGAUCUCACCCUUCUCAGUCUGGUUCCCUGCUCGGUGAAGUCUCUCGUCCGACCAGGGUAUUCGUUGACCCUCUCAAUGACCAGUCAGGAAGCCGAGACGAGUUUCAAGAGAUUUAGCGCACUCGACGCCCUGCUCUGGCCGGAGGCUAUCAACAACACAACUAUCAGCUACAUCGCCAGGGGCGAAUUUGGGCUUACCAGCGGCCAGAGCAUCGACCUCAACUUCAUCUUGGACGACGAAAAAGGUCUCGAGGAUGUUAAGAUUAACAUGAGAGGUCUCGUGCGCUUCCUGAGCAGCAUGUCCAUACUCAAAGCCAGUAUGUGGUCGACUAUCAAGAUCAUUAUAAACGACAACGAAGGACACCAGAGAGAAUGCUCAGAAGUGCCGAUAAAGAAGCUAAGACAAGCCGUCUUCCUCUUCUUCACCGACCUCCUCCGAGACAGCAUCUAUGCUCGUGAGCGCCAACAUUACACACCCAACAUACGCAUCAACGGCUUCGGCGCCAUCCUCAAAUGCAUUGAGAAACCGCACGAGUUCCGUUGCACAAGGGCAACCAGAUGGAAGUCCGACGUGAGCAGCAAUGCUGUCCCUGGCUUUUCGGGAGGCCAGAAGUUGAGACUUGCUUCGGUGGCUGAUGUCAUUCGGCGGCGUGCAGAGCUGAUGGACUUUGCAUGUCCGAUAGAUAGGCGCGACGAGUGCUUGAUACAUGCUUGGGACGAUUUGAGGCGGUGUGUGGAGGUCGGUUGGGGCAGUCUUGAUGAUGCGCUAAAGAAGAUGAGGCAUUGA
Molecule: messenger RNA, 1896 nt
Organism: Alternaria hordeiaustralica
Lineage: Eukaryota; Fungi; Ascomycota; Dothideomycetes; Pleosporales; Pleosporaceae
Exons: 1
Coding region: 1-1896 (631 amino acids)
Source: RefSeq, a predicted model, not a curated record